Messenger RNA from Schizosaccharomyces osmophilus, 813 nucleotides. It is a transcript of the gene coq3, whose product is annotated as hexaprenyldihydroxybenzoate methyltransferase Coq3. NCBI's taxonomy places the organism in Eukaryota, Fungi, Ascomycota, Schizosaccharomycetes, Schizosaccharomycetales, Schizosaccharomycetaceae. Gene Ontology annotation, molecular function: 2-methoxy-6-polyprenyl-1,4-benzoquinol methyltransferase activity. The transcript has a single exon. The record is from RefSeq and is a predicted model, not a curated record. The coding region runs from base 1 to 813 and encodes 270 amino acids. Gene Ontology annotation, biological process: ubiquinone biosynthetic process.
AUGAUGAUGAUGAAACAUAGUCUUUUAAGGACAGGAAGCAGAAGCUUAGGAGGUGGUCUUUGGCGAUCAUUGUCGCAACAGAGGAACCAUACAGUGUCAAAUCAAGAAAUCCAACAUUUCGACGCAUUGGCGAAGACUUGGUGGGAUUGGGAUGGUGAGAGUCGACUUUUGCAUUUAAUGAAUCCUACCCGAAUCGACUUUAUGUCUCAAAUCGUACGUCAGAAAACCCCAUUUGCUGGUAAACAAAUUCUUGAUGUUGGAUGUGGAGGAGGGAUUCUUAGCGAAAGUAUGGCUCGUUUGGGUGCCAAUGUUACAGGUAUAGAUGCUUCGAAAAAAGCUUUGGAAGUAGCAAGAGAUCACUCUGAAAAGGAUCCAAGCCUUUGCGGUCGUCUUGAGUACAUCCAUGGACCUAUUGAACAGCAAAAUUUUAAGAAACAGUUUGAUAUUGUCACUUGCAUGGAAGUUGUAGAACACGUUACGGAUCCUCGGGGUUUUUUAGAAUCGUUAAUGGAUCUGGUCAAGCCCAAUGGCUAUUUAAUGCUAUCCACGAUUUCGCGGACCCUCAUGGCUCGUUUUCUAACAAUCUUUUUAGCUGAGAGGGUACUUGGAAUCGUUCCCAAUGGAACCCAUAAUUAUGAAAAGUAUAUUCGCCCAGAAGAGCUCACCGAAUUCUUCCGUGAACAUCAAUGGAAAAUAAACGAUGUUCGAGGGGUCAUGUACCAUCCUCUUGAAUCUAAAUGGGUCCUUGCAAAGCCAGGUGAUCAAUGUUUGCCUCCUUUAUGCAAUUACAUUGCGUCUGCGCAGAAACCAUAA